Scleropages formosus (Asian bonytongue) is the source of this 1882-nucleotide messenger RNA. RefSeq lists its product as uncharacterized. NCBI's taxonomy places the organism in Eukaryota, Metazoa, Chordata, Actinopteri, Osteoglossiformes, Osteoglossidae. The transcript has 3 exons. The record is from RefSeq and is a predicted model, not a curated record. The coding region runs from base 1 to 654 and encodes 217 amino acids.
AUGAGCGCGCCGCCGCGUCCCCCAGGAACGUUCGGCACUCACGUGCAGACGCUCUCGCGCAGAGGCGACUUCAUCUGGGAGAUGGGCGCGAGGAAUCCGGCUUACAGUAUGACACCAGUGGAGGCCAGAGGAGCUGAUCAUGUGACCACACUGCAUGUGAGAGGGAACCGCUUUUUGAGCACGGACACAAAGGGAACUGUCUGCACCCCUACUGUUUCCUGGCAGCAUGACUGUCUCUUUCCCCGAGUGAAAAGACAGUCUAACAUACUGGGCCCCAACAGAAGUGGCCUGCAGCUGACCCGUGAGAGAGCCCAGCCGCUGCAAAGGCAGAGGAGGGCCUUGCUCCUGGAGCACAGGGAACCCCGAAGGGAGCCCCACAGCCUGGAUGGCAGACAGUGGGGGAGUCAGAGCGCCAGUCCGCAGAGGGCCGAGCUGUUGGAGCAGAGCCUGUCGAUUUCUAGGGAGAGCAUCACUUCGAUCAUUCAUGACGACCCCCUGGAGGUUUUAAAGCCCAUGAACCCCAGCAGUCCCCAGAACACAGGGGCUUCUGGCCAGACAAGACUAAAAAGGUGGGCAACCAGGAGACCAAAGAGCAGGGAUAGAGUCGAAGCAGCUGGUGUGAAACAGCGUUUACUUUUUUAUUCCUCUAGUUGAUGCUUAUCACCAAAGCAACUUACCAUGUUGUCAGCUGUUGUUUACCCAUUUAUACAGCUGGGUAACCUUUACUGGAGCAAUACAGGGGUAAGUACCUUGAUCAAGGGUACAACAGCGCAACAGGUGACAUUUGAACAUGUGAUCUUUGGAACUGAAGGCAUGAGCAUUAACUGUUCCGCUACCAGCUGCCCCCCCCCGAGGUCCACAACUCGUGAAAUGAUGCCAGAAAAUUGCUAAUUAAAGUGAGGUUUAUAGGCUGACCCUAUUUCUGGAAAAUAGUCCUGUACCGUUCAAGUUACCAGAAAGAUUGACGGCCCAACAGAAGGGCCUCUCAAGGACUUUAAAAGUCUGAGGGUACGGUAGACCUGUGCGCUGCCAAGGCUGGACAUGGGAUCACAUCGACAUCUUUAGAACAGUAUUAUAACUCAGUGGGGAUUUUGAACAAAUUAUUUGCAGAAGCCAAACUGAACCCUGACCACCUGGACCUGCGCCCCAAGUUCAUGCGUCAAAGUGCGGUCAUGUGGAUGGAGCGCACAGGGCUUCUUUGACUUCACAUGAACAUGUCACAAUGCUUUAGAGUAGACUUGUUUUUUAAUAACAGUAAAACAUGGGCAACUACUACAGUUUCCCCUCAAAACCUUUGUCGCAUUCAGUGCUCAUGCUGUACAUGUACAUACUUGGGCUUGAAAAUAGUUGCUGCAGUGGCUCAACUGUUCAUCCUGUACUCGGCUUUGAAGUUAAAAUUUAAACCCAAAGUCACACUGGGCUUCUGGUUGCAAAAUGUUCUUUGGAAGCAUACCAGCACGUAUCUAAAGUUUACUAGUUGGAAUGAAGUUUUUUAGUGAACUUUCUUCAUUAGUGUCCGAUAGAAUCAAUCAGUGGUAAUUUUUGAAAGGUUUUCCUUUGAUAUUUAUCAUGAGAUUACCAGCAGGACCCAAUAAACUAUGCAAGAAAUGGAUGAAAUUGGUCCUAGAGGUGGUGGACCUCACUUAGACCAAAGUAAACCAAAAACUGUAAGUUAUAAAUAUUCAUAUAUUUACAAUUACUUAUUUAGAUUAUGCUUACAGCGAUUUACCCAUUAUAAAGCUGUGUAAUUUUUACUGGAGCAGUUUUUAGAUUAAGAGACUUACUAUAGGAUGAGGAGGGUGGAUUCAAACCCCUGUAAGAGCUCAGCAUUAACCACUAUAUUACUGCACAUACAUACAUGUAAUGUAUGUCUUAUACAUAU